CAGGAACUGACCAAGGCCCGCCUAGGUAGCCUUGCACCGCAGUGUAACGAACUGAAGGACGCCUACGAGAGCUGUUUCUUUGAUUUCUUCCCGCGUUUCCUGAGUGGAGAGCGCUUCCAGCAGGACCCUUGCUCUGAACAACUGGCCGCCUACAGAGAUUGCCUGCGCGGCCACCUCGCAGGCAUGGGCUUCAACCUGAAGACCCUGGAUGAGCACAGGCUGUCUGCCGCGGAUUUAGCCGAGGCCAUGAGUGCCGCUUCAACGGAAAAGCCAAGUGCCAGUGGGAAGUCCUAG
This is a messenger RNA of Dibothriocephalus latus, 294 nucleotides long. NCBI's taxonomy places the organism in Eukaryota, Metazoa, Platyhelminthes, Cestoda, Diphyllobothriidea, Diphyllobothriidae. The record is from the annotation of a GenBank genome assembly.